AUGAGUGGGAAAACUAACAGAACAUCAAGAAUAUCUGCAUCAGUUCUGAUUUUUUGCAACUUUGUUACUAUGUUUUUCUGCAUCACGAUAUUCGGGUUCAGCCUGUGGGUGAUCGCUUCACCCAGCUCCUUCGCCGGUGCUGUCAACAUCUUCGGGACUCCAACGCUGAAGGCGUUGUUGGCAGAAGACGCCCCGUUCCUGGAGAUGGGUAUCAGCGUCGCCAUGUUGUCCGGAUUUUUCUUCUUCAUAUCGUUUAUGGGGUUCUAUGGCGCGAUCACUGGUUCGCAGUUCUUGCUUUUCAUGUACGCCGCGCUUGUGAUUCUUCUAUUGCUGCUGGAGUGUGCCGUCAUGUACUACAUCUCAUCCAAUUUAGUGGAGAAAGGUAUCCAAGAGCGAAAUAGUUACUUAACGCACGCCAUUCGUCUUACACUACAAUGUUGUGAACAGAAUAUCACAAUUUCUCCGCCAGACGGCAAAGCACCGCCAUGGUCCUGCUGCGGUGCGGAGACCUAUCCCAAAAACUGCACACUCGACAGAGUUUAUCCUACAGGCUGUCACCAAGCGGUAAUUAAUUGGCUAAAACGCUACGAAACGCCAAUAUACGUCUGCCUGGCGAUAUCUCACAUAAUAUUAUCGCUCUGCUCACUCCUACGACGAGCUCUCAGUGCGUCUCACUCUUACAGCUAGCGAUCGCAGCGCCGCUCUGGCGGUAAGUUAAAUAAAAAGUUUUUAUUUUAUAAAGUUUUUUGUGCUA
Messenger RNA from Maniola jurtina (meadow brown), 754 nucleotides. RefSeq lists its product as uncharacterized. The transcript is spliced from 7 exons. Lineage: Eukaryota; Metazoa; Arthropoda; Insecta; Lepidoptera; Nymphalidae. Gene Ontology annotation, cellular component: membrane. The record is from RefSeq and is a predicted model, not a curated record. Bases 1 to 687 code for a protein of 228 amino acids.